AUGGGGCCCCCGGCAGUGGAUGGCCAGCCAGACGCUGGGUUGAGGAGUUUGAAUCAUUACCGAAAUCAACUCCCCCCUUGGCGAUACUGGCCUCGACAGAAGCUUCUCCCGUUGGUACGAUACGAGACUCCCUACCUCGCCUGGUGCCAGGAGAAAAUCCGUACGCCGGCGUUGGACUCGUACUUUGCGUUCACGGCCAACCUCGGCACUCAUACGUUCUUCAUGGUCUUUUUGCCGAUCUUGUUCUGGAGCGGAUAUCCAAGCUUAGGACGGGGGAUGGUACAUUUACUCGCCUGCGGUGUCUUCUUCAGCGGUUUCAUCAAGGACCUGGUCUGCCUCCCGCGACCGUUAUCUCCCCCACUGCAGAGGAUUACCAUGUCUGGCUCUGCGGCCCUAGAAUACGGUUUCCCGUCGACUCACUCGACCAAUGCCGUAUCAGUCGCGGUUUAUGCUCUUUACCUGUUGAACUCUCCCGAGACGACGCUGAGCGAUGGCCUCAACUUUUCCCUCCAGACUAUAACGUAUCUGUACGUUACAUCGAUCGUUCUCGGUCGCUUGUACUGUGGCAUGCAUGGGUUCUUCGAUGUUGUAAUUGGCUCAGCGUUGGGUAUCAUAUUGGCUGCAUUGCAUUGCGCUUUUGAGGCAGCGAUAGAACAAUACGCCCAGACUGGUAGUGGAAAGCAGGUGGUGCUUGUUGUCCUCAUCAUCCUGGCUCUUGUCCGCCUCCACCCGGAACCCGCAGACGACUGCCCGUGCUUCGACGACAGUGUUGCUUUUGCGGGUGUGAUGAUCGGGGCACAGACGGCGUACUGGAGCUUGGCCAGAGCAAACGCUACCUGGGACACCCCCCAUCCUGCGACUCUUCCCCACUACCGAUAUGAGAAUAUAGGCUGGGCGAAAAUGGGUCUCCGUUUCGCUAUUGGAGUCUUCCUGCUUUUCGCGUGGAGGGAAGCUAUGAAACCAGCUCUGCUGCGGAUUCUCCCGCCGGUGUUCCGUGGACUGGAGAAGCUGGGAUUGAUUCUUCCCCGUCGGUUCUUUACAAAUGCCUCGCAAUACACUACGGUCCCCGCUCAACUAAAGGACCACGAAGUGAUGCCAAGCUUCUCAGAUAUUCCUUCCAUCGUCGCCAACAUCCGCCACCCGAGACGCCGCGCCGUUUCCAUUGGACCCCAAUCUGAAGCUGACGCCUACGAGACGCUCGCCUACCGCGAGAAGCGCCGACGGGACAGUCUUUCUAGCCCGUACCGGGGAUCUCCCGCAACAGAACCCGUGCAGGAAGAAGACGCCUCGACAUCUGCGACAUCCGUUCCGAGACUGUCGCGGAAACCAUCCAAACUGGACGAGUACGAGCACAUGAUGGGGCGGGGCACGACCGCCAUCGAUGUUAGGUCUCAGUCGCCCGAGGGGACCGAGCCAUUCCCCGAGUUUGUCUCGGACGAGCGCGACGAGGAGGAGCUGUUUGCUCAGAUUAAGCGGCCGCGUGUACGAUACGAUGUAGAAGUUAUUACGAAGCUGGUUGUAUAUUCAGGGAUUGCGUGGAUUGUUAUUGACGGGGCUGGGGUGUUGUUCGAGCGGAUGGGACUCAUGCCUACCGAAUGA
This is a messenger RNA of Aspergillus puulaauensis, 1599 nucleotides long. RefSeq names its product PAP2 domain protein. Gene Ontology annotation, cellular component: endoplasmic reticulum membrane. The transcript has 5 exons. Gene Ontology annotation, molecular function: sphingosine-1-phosphate phosphatase activity. The coding region runs from base 1 to 1599 and encodes 532 amino acids. Lineage: Eukaryota; Fungi; Ascomycota; Eurotiomycetes; Eurotiales; Aspergillaceae. The record is from RefSeq and is a predicted model, not a curated record.